Molecule: messenger RNA, 1095 nt
Organism: Aspergillus terreus NIH2624
Lineage: Eukaryota; Fungi; Ascomycota; Eurotiomycetes; Eurotiales; Aspergillaceae
Gene: zrfB
Product: low-affinity Zn(2+) transporter ZRT2
Exons: 1
Coding region: 1-1095 (364 amino acids)
Biological process (GO): zinc ion import across plasma membrane
Cellular component (GO): plasma membrane
Molecular function (GO): low-affinity zinc ion transmembrane transporter activity
Source: RefSeq, a predicted model, not a curated record
AUGCAACUCCUUCGUUCCCUCGUCGCUCGCGAGGGGGAGUCGACCCCAGUCUGUGACACCGGCAACGAGUAUGACGGACGAAUGGGUCUGCGGAUUUCCUCCAUCUUCGUGAUCAUGGUCGGCUCCAUGUUCGGUGCCAUCUUCCCCGUGCUAGCCAGCCGCUUCCAGAAGUCCCGCGUACCAGGAUGGGCGUUCUUCAUUGCCAAAUACUUUGGCUCCGGUGUCAUCAUUGCCACGGCGUUCAUUCAUCUUCUAGCCCCGGCAGAGGAGGCUCUGACCAAUGAGUGUCUCACGGGUCCCAUCACCGAGUACUCCUGGGUCGAGGGCAUCAUCCUGAUGACCGUGGUUGUGCUCUUCUUCGUCGAGCUGAUGGUCAUGCGCUACGCACGCUUCGGUCAGGGCCACCACGGCCACGACCACGGAGACGAUUCGGCCUCGGACGCGACCCACGACCACAACGGCGUGGGCCACCUCGACAAGCACCCCGAAAUUGACGCCUCUCAGACCCAGCCCCAGAGCCACAUCCCUGGCGAGGACCAUCUGGGUCAUUCGCGCGAGCACCAAGACCCCGAGAUGGCGAGAAAGAACUCCGCGCUGGAGGAGUACAUGGCGCAGCUGACGUCGAUCUUCAUCCUCGAAUUUGGCAUCAUCUUCCAUUCCGUCUUCAUCGGUCUGACCCUGGCGGUCUCCGGUGAGGAAUUUGUCACGCUGUACAUCGUGCUCGUCUUCCACCAGACCUUCGAGGGUCUGGGUCUGGGCUCCCGUCUGGCCGCCAUCCCAUGGCCACGGUCCAAGCGAUUGACCCCGUACUUCCUGGGCAUCGCGUACGGGCUGUCCACCCCGAUCGCGAUCGCCAUUGGGCUCGGAGUGCGCAACUCGUACCCCCCAGAGGGGUACACGACGCUCAUCGUCAACGGCGUGUUCGACUCGAUCUCGGCGGGCAUUCUCAUCUACACGGCGCUGGUGGAGCUGAUGGCCCAUGAGUUUAUGUUCAGCACGUCGAUGCGCAAGGCGCCGAUCUCGACCGUGCUGGCUGCGUUUGGUCUUUUGUGUUUGGGUGCAUUGUUGAUGGCGCUACUCGGAAAAUGGGCGUAA